AUGGCCACUCAAAAACCGAUCGUGGAUUCUUCUCGCCGUAUUACUUCUGAUCAAACUUUAGACUUUUUACACAAAUUAAAAAUCGAUGCACUUAUUUCUGAAACUCGCAAGCCUAUUGAACCUCUUGUUUAUGCAAGAACCACCGAUAAAGUUUCUUUAAUUCUUAAUCUUUUACGAAUUCAUGACAUUAUUUCCCUUCCAAUUUAUGAUCCAAGCAAGGGAAAAUUUAUUGCCAUUGUUAAUGUUGUCCAUAUUGUAAGAUUCUUAAUGUUGCGUAAAGUUUACUCUUUUCCUGUACUAACUAAUGAAUCGGUCGAUGGAGAAUCUCAAACCAAAGAGUUAGGAGAAAAGAUUAAAAGUGAUUUAAUAGACGUUUACGAUCUCCAGAUCACUGAAGUUAUUAAUUCUAUUGAACCAAAAGCUUUGGCUUCCUUCAAAAUAUACCAUAAAAGUGCUCCUCUUAUUGUUGGUCUUCAAGCAAUGGGAACGAGGGAAAAUGUUUAUUCAAUUUUAGCUUCUAUGGCUAAAGAAAAAGAAAAUAUAGAAGAUAUUCAAAAAGCGAUGAUUCUUACACAAUGGGAUGCAAUUAAUUUUUUGUUGAAUAAUGAAGUUUUCAAACAAAAUAAAACUUUUGAUUUACCGGCUAGUAAGGCAAUGCAAAGAAAUUGGAUUUCUUUUACUAUGAAAGAUGAUCCAAAUCAGCCUUCACACAGAUUACCCGUAACUUCGGCAAAAAUGACGUUCGCGUUCUCGAUUACUCAAGACAUGUCAGCUUUCGCAGGAUUCAAAAUCAUGGCCAUUCAUAGACUUUCAUCAAUCGCAAUUGUUGACAUUAACAAUACACUCGUAGAUAAUCUUUCAGCAUCUGACAUUCGGUAUCUUACAAUUGAUAAUAUUACCGAUGGAUUACUUCCAGUUAGAGAAUUCCUUCAAAAAAUAUAUUCUCAUCCUAAAGAAGUAGCCGCAUGCACUGAAGAUAUAAGACUCGAAGAAGUUAUGCAUUCUGCAGUUUCAAUUGGUGUACAUCGAAUUUGGGUAAAAGAAAAGGAUACAAAUAAACCUAUUGGUGUUGUUUCGAUGAGUGAUAUGUUGGACAUGUUGGUUGGACAUAUGGAGCCACAAGAACUUGGUGAUGUGGAAUGA
Molecule: messenger RNA, 1143 nt
Organism: Cetraspora pellucida
Lineage: Eukaryota; Fungi; Glomeromycota; Glomeromycetes; Diversisporales; Gigasporaceae
Source: the annotation of a GenBank genome assembly